GCCGGUUCGCUGACUUGUCAUCGUUAUGUGUAUCCAGUAAAUCGUCGUUAAAAUAUUUGCAUCGUUAGUAAAGACCACCCUUUGUAUAGACUUUUAAAAAUACGGAUUGCUAUAAUUUUUGUAAAUCUAAUCUAACCCGUGUAAUUUAUCCAGUGAGGACGAAAAGGAAAAUAAAUAAAUCGUUCUUAUUUUCUAUGGGAUAAUUUAAUAUCGAGGAAAUCCCAAAUCCGUAAACUUUACAACACACCGACUAUUAUUGUAAUUUACAAACGCUGAUUCAUUGUCAUCGUAAUUCAUACUUCCUGUGGUCAACCACAUAGGAAUUGGUCCCCGGAAAUACAGCUUUCAAAAAAAUGAAUUCAGACAUGGCUAACAACGAGAAUGUCAACCUUUGGUCAGUAGGAAAAUGUAUAUUUUGUAAAGAAAAAAUAGAGGAAGAUUUAAAAAUCCUAAAAUGUCUUCAUAUUAUUUGUAAAGACUGCACUAAGAGAGAAAGUACUGAUUCAGGUAUACAUUGUAAAUGUAAAAUAGUGACUAAAGGUGAACUCAUCGAUUACUCGAUUACGGCACCAAAUCAUUCACAAUUAAAGAUAUGUUGGGAAAAAAAUUGUCAAGUCAUAGCAAAGAAAAUCUGCAUGCAUUGCAAAAGCAUGUAUUGCAAACCAUGUUCAAAAAUCCAUUCAAUUAAGAAUGAAGAUCAUAACCCUGCCUUGAUGAUGACUUAUCCAUUAAAAAAAGAAUUUGUUCCUUGUCCAAAAUGUAUGAACAAAUCUGUAGAAGUAUUUUGUACAAAAUGUUCGAUUAUGCUUUGUCCUCUUUGUCAUUUAAACUUUCAUCAGAAACAUAAUUUUAAUCUUCUUUCCACAAUGGCCGUUGAAACCAAGGUAGAAUUGCAAGCGUUACUAACUGAUAUAAGCAAAGAAAACAAUCAUUUAAAGUUUAUAAGGGAAAUGCAAAAUAAAAAUAUCACGAAAUUGAAAUCCGAUAAGAAGAAAAUUAAUGACAAAAUUGAUGAAAGAAUCAAAAUGUUACACGAAGAAGUUGAUAAACGCGGACUUGAAUUAAAAAAAAUACUUGAAACAAAUUUCACAAAUGCUGUUAAUAAUAUUAAUAUGAAUAAUAUGGUUAUCAAUGAUUUUGAAAAAGAAAAUGAUUAUUAUUAUAGUUUAACAAGCUCUGUUAUCGAUUGGGAUAAAAUCGUAGAAUACAUUAAACUUUCAAAAAUUAUCAAGGAUCAAAUGGUAAUUGCUAAGAAACAUACCCAAGACAUGCCUAAAGAAGCAACAUCUUGUAAAGCUGAAUUGAUAUACAAUGAUGAACAAUCUGUGAACAAAAUUGUAGAAUCAAUUCAAGGAAUGGGAGAUAUUAUUUCAUCAAAAAUUGUUAGUUUAUCAGAAUUUAAAAUCACGCUUGACUCAAAUAAAGUUCUCCAACCUCUUGAAAAUGAUCAAUUUCCGAUUUUAAAAUCCGAACUGGUGAUGAUACAACCUGGUAUGGUUAAGCUAGAAAAAGAUAAUAAUGAAAUGAUUAUAGACGAAGAUUCUGACAGUUCAGACUAUGAACCACUUGUAAAUUGUUCUUGUUGUAAUCAAUGGACUGAAGAAUUAAUAAACUGCACAUGCUGUAAUAAGUUUUAUCAUAAUAAUUGUCAUAUUCCUUCAUUAGCUAAGGAGCUUAAACCUAAAGAUCCAUCAUUAAAAUUUUGGAAGUGUACACUUUGCCAAGACAUUAUAAACCAUGCCAAUAACUUACGUAAAAAGAAUAUGAUAGGAGGUCAUAUUGAUUAUUCUGGACGAAAAAUUAUUGAACGUAUAUUACUGGAGUUGUAUUGUCAAAAUGAGGACAGUGAACAUUAUCGAGAUUGUUUGAAUAGAGAAAUAUAUCCAGUAUAUUAUGAACAAAUUUCUGAUCCUAUAUCAUUGAAUAAUAUCAAGCAACGUUUAGAAUUUGAUGCAUCGUAUACAUCACUUGUUGAUAUGCUUAAAGAUAUGAAAAGAGUGUUAACAAAUGGAAAAACAUAUUAUUCUUCACCUAGCCAUCCAUUCUAUAAGUCUGCAGAUGAACUUCAGAUUUCUUUGGAUAGAAUGAUAUCUUUAUGGAUACCAACACUCGACCCUGCAAUUCUAGAAUAAUAAUAAUCUAAGACAAAUAGUAUCAAACCUGACGCCGACUCUACAAAUUAUUAACCCACUUGUUUUGUUUUAAUAUUUAAUAAUGUACUUUUUGUUUAUAUAAAAAUCGAAUGAAAAGUUUAGGUUAUUUGAUGUUUAUUAUAAAUGUUUAAUUAUUCUUUUUUAAAUUAUUAUUAGUUGUAUUUUAAUUUUAUCUAUUCAUUUUUUAAAACUAUUUAUUGUAUAAUUUACUUUAUUUAUGUUGUAUAUAGCUACUAACAAGCAUUUAAAAUUUAAAUUAUAAUUCAUUAAUGAUUGCAUGUGUAAAUGGAUCUAUUUAUAUAGUAAAAUAAGCUCACAUUUUAUUGUGAAUAAAUGGGCCCAUAGUCUUCUCGGCUUAAAAUUA
Metopolophium dirhodum (rose-grain aphid) is the source of this 2517-nucleotide messenger RNA. RefSeq names its product transcription intermediary factor 1-alpha-like. Gene Ontology annotation, molecular function: zinc ion binding; protein binding. The record is from RefSeq and is a predicted model, not a curated record. Lineage: Eukaryota; Metazoa; Arthropoda; Insecta; Hemiptera; Aphididae. Bases 354 to 2132 code for a protein of 592 amino acids. The transcript has 15 exons.